AUGUCGGACAAGACGAAGGGAAGGAAAGAGGAGGUGGUGACCAGAGAGUACACCAUCAACCUUCACAGACGCCUUCAUAGCUGUACAUUUAAGAAGAAGGCACCAAAGGCGAUCAAGGAGAUAAGGAAGUUUGCAGAGAAGGCAAUGGGGACAAAGGAUGUGAGAGUGGAUGCGAAGCUGAACAAGCAGAUUUGGAGCAGAGGUAUCAGAGGUCCUCCUAGAAAGAUUAGAGUCCGAGUUGCUCGCAAGAGAAACGAUGACGAAGAUGCAAAGGAAGAGUUCUUCUCUCUUGUCACUGUUGCUGAAAUCCCUGCCGAGGGACUUAGUGGCCUUGGCACUAAAGUCAUUGAUGAAGAGGAUUGA
Brassica oleracea var. oleracea is the source of this 363-nucleotide messenger RNA. RefSeq names its product 60S ribosomal protein L31-3-like. Gene Ontology annotation, molecular function: structural constituent of ribosome. Bases 1 to 363 code for a protein of 120 amino acids. Gene Ontology annotation, cellular component: ribosome; cytosolic large ribosomal subunit. Gene Ontology annotation, biological process: cytoplasmic translation. NCBI's taxonomy places the organism in Eukaryota, Viridiplantae, Streptophyta, Magnoliopsida, Brassicales, Brassicaceae. The record is from RefSeq and is a predicted model, not a curated record. The transcript is spliced from 2 exons.